GGGAAUUAUUUACAGCUACAAUACCUAGAAACUGAACAUAUUUUUUCAGGACAAGGAGAAGCAUCUCACUAUGGUUUACUAAUAUUUUUUUCUUUUCUGUCGUUAACUAUACCUAGGUUUCUGCCUGGAAGCAUCGUUGAUCCACUGCUACUAGUUACGGAAGCCUGUUUAGCGAAAAUUUCUAUUCUGUUCAGAACAAUUUGAAACCACUUGAACUAUAUUUAGUUGUUAUCAAGGGGUUAUAAUAUUCCGUGUAUGCGCUGAAAAAACGCUUCAAAAUAUUGUCCAAACCAGAUGAAGGUCAUCCGAAGCUGGCCGUUGUACUUGCAUUGAAAUGGCAACUAUUCGAGAGUCCUCAGUACGGACUGGUUGAGUAUGGAAUUUACUGGUUUUUCAGCCAAACGAGUUUGUGAUUCUCUAGUGGUGAUUAUUGGAGGUGCUGUAGUUUCUGGUGCUAUAUUCUUGUUAUAUCGACGAGCAAACGAGAAAGUAUAUUGCCAAAACUUCUCAGACCUGCCAGUUGGGCUUCCAAAUCCUAGAAAUGUAUGUUAUUUUAAUGCAUUGAUGCAAGCAAUGGCAGCGAAUCCAAGUCUUAUCCGUCUCCUGGAACGCAGUGUCUACCAUCGACCGGACAAAUUCAUGUAUAGAUUGUUAUGUUUAUUGAAAGGUCUGCAAUGUUCUUCUCAAUAUAUUGCAGAGAAUAGAUUGGGUAGUUUACUAAAGAAGAAUCAUGAAGCGUUAAUUAACGAAAUAGUGAAUACACAAAAUUGGGUUAUUCAUGAACAACAGGAUGCUCAUGAGUUAUUUGGCUUUAUCAUGGAACGUGCUUGUAGUCAAGAUGAUGAUUUUUCCAGCAAAACAUAUGCUAGAAAAAUAAGUAAUCUGUUUAAUUUUAAUCUUCCGCAUCAUAGACGAAUAGUUGUCUGUCGAUCUCAUUGUUCCGCUAUUGAAAGUGUAAAGUUUCGUGCAGUUUUAUGCGAUGCAUUUCCUACUCAUGUGUUUGAACAAAUUCUGGUGAGUAGUCGGGUAACAUGUAAUUAUUGCAACUAUCAUAGUAAAGUGGUCAUUCAACCGGAAGCUUGCUUAACUAUAUUUUUAAGGAAUCCCGGCACUGUAAAGACAGAUGUGAAAGGCUUAAAACAUUCACAUGUCAAAACGUCUCCAGAAGUGAUAGAUCUUAUUGAAUGUCUUGAUGCUCAGUUGGCAACUGUCGAACCUAUACCUGAUAUGAAGUGCCCUAAAUGUCAGAAAACUUCGACAUCAAAAUCCCGUUCAUUAAAUUAUUGUCAACGCGAACAAUGGAUAACACACACUCCUAAAUACCUAGUUUUGUACAUACAAAGAAGUGAUUGGUUAAACAUAGCUAGCUUAUCUACUGAAUCUAAUAAUAUUCGCCAGUUUGGUGGAAAUCCUUUUUCAACUACCAGAAUUGCUACAAAGCGUUCUGAACAUGUACAUAUUCCGGAGUUUUUAGAUAUGGCGCCUUAUUUGUUACCAUGUAAAAUUUCAAAGACUGAGGCUUUAUCUCAGGCUGUAAAUCCAUAUCAUGACAAAAAUUCUGAAGGUUUACUUUCCGGUACUUCAGAAUUAUUAGAAAGAGAUUGUCCGAAACCAUACGUACUCCGUUCAGUUAUUGUUCAUGAAGGAGCAUUUCAUCAGUGUGGACAUUAUAUAACGUAUCGUAAAUGGCACACACCUAUGUUGCAUGUGCAAAAAAGGUCGUAUUGGCUAGUUCAUAUUUUGUCAAGUUUGUGUCAAUACGUUUCAAACUAUUUUCAAGGAAUAUCAAAUACACCUGAAGCUUAUAAUUCGCCAUGGAUACUGACUUCCGAUGCUCAUGUAAUACGUGUGCCGUUCAAACACGUGGAAUCAAGUCCUGCUUAUUUGUUAUUUUACGAACGUUUACGUGGAUGGGAUGAUCAGCGAUUUGGAAUAAAAUCAACGUUUAUUGCAAACGGCAUCAGCCAUCGUGGACAGCAUAGCAAUCAUACGCUAUCACCAGUUGAAGAGACUGAUACGGGUCACUCGGAAAUAUAUAGCGAAGAUGAGUGCGAUUCAGAUGCUUCGACUGAUAAACAAUGUGUUUUUAAAAACUUAUCAAAAGCAGACAUCAUUAGAUCUUAUGCAUUAUAUAAUUCAGCAUCUCAGAUGUAUGAUAAAUCAUGUGAUGUAUUCUACUUCCAAAGUGUUUUCUUUCCUACCUAUUUUACGGUUACGUGGAGUACUUUUGAGAAACGAUAUCAGGAUGUAUUGUUAUUUAUGUCUUCUGUAUUAGCGGUUCCAAGAUGAACUUUAUAUUGUCGGGAUAAGUAUCAUCAGUGCCUGGAAUCCUAUUGCCGUUGUCCAUUUCUAAUUAAACAUUGCAUGGCACAGGUCAAGACGUGUUGGUACUCAUGACACCGGUGUUUAUAUUCAGUCACCUAGAUUUUCAACAACAAAUAUUUUAAUAGGGAAUUAUCGUCGGUGUUUUAUUUUGUCAUUACAGAUAUAACUAGAUUUGUGUACAUGUUUUAUUUCCCGGGAACGCUCAUCACUGCAGUUUGUGAAAAAUGGAUUUUGUGUGGUACAUUAAGACUGACUUUAUAAUCGACUACUUCGAUUAUCACAAACCCUUUAUCAUCUCAUCCUGAAACCCAAAAUCUAUAGUCACCAAACUACAUAGGAACUGUCUUAUUUCAGUCAUGCAGAUAUUUUAUUAAAUGCUUAAGAUAUAGGAUAUUUAUAAUCGACGUUUCCAGCAAUUUGCUGAUUCACUUUAUCCAUCUUGUGCAAGAGAUUAUCAGUCCCGUACGAAAUUCGCACAGAAUUUUUAUCAUUACAUUUAGUUGAAAUAUGAUUCUUUUGGCAUGUGCUUCAAAGAAACUUGCUAUUAUUUUACUUGAUGUAAUUACUUGUAAUUGAGACAUCAAGUUAAUACACAAUUUCAGGUGCAUUUCUCAUGCUUAGUGUGAUUUUUAGCUUAUAUACAUCUUGGGAGAAUAACGAAAAUAUUUCUUUAAGAUUUUAUGCUUUAUUUAACUUUGACAUAAGCUCCAUUUUAGAAAGACGGAUAAUCGUCAUCAAGUUAUGUUCAAACAAUUGUAUUACUGAUUUUAUUUGGCAAAAACACAAUCGUCGGGUACCAAAGGAUUCCAAGAUAAUUUGCGAACACAUCUGAUAUUUAUCAUAAAUAAUAGAAGAUGUAAACGGGUCGUUGAGUCCGAGUUACAUCAUCGAGAGUUGCAGGAAGGGCACUCGUACUAGACUCUGUAUCAGGUUAUUAGUUUCAAGUUACUCUAGAAUUGAAAACAAAGUAGUGCGGUAUCGGUAAUGAGCUUGAACUCCUAAUAUUUGAUCCAGACGUUGGUACUUAACGAAUGCUAGUAAACUAAAAACUGAGGACUUCGGGAGAUAUACUAAAUAAUCGUAUAUGGUAGUUGGUGCAAAUAUAACUUGUAAAUUCUCCCACUUAUAUUUUU
Schistosoma rodhaini is the source of this 3458-nucleotide messenger RNA. The record is from the annotation of a GenBank genome assembly. Lineage: Eukaryota; Metazoa; Platyhelminthes; Trematoda; Strigeidida; Schistosomatidae.